Triplophysa rosa is the source of this 7616-nucleotide messenger RNA. RefSeq names its product protein inhibitor of activated STAT, 1a (gene pias1a). The record is from RefSeq and is a predicted model, not a curated record. Gene Ontology annotation, biological process: protein sumoylation; regulation of transcription by RNA polymerase II. Lineage: Eukaryota; Metazoa; Chordata; Actinopteri; Cypriniformes; Nemacheilidae. The transcript has 15 exons. Gene Ontology annotation, molecular function: transcription coregulator activity; SUMO ligase activity; zinc ion binding. The coding region runs from base 2997 to 4922 and encodes 641 amino acids.
CACCUCUCAUUGAUGUAAAAGCACAUCCCGCCGCCACGCGAUUUCCCCGUUGAUUCCGCGUUGCGAUCUGCUCUGAUCAGCUGGAAGUUAGGAAGUUGUAACGCGCUGUCUGCAAUGGCGCCGUUCAGCCAGGUUUCCGUGAAACACAGAGCAGCAGAGUUAGAAAAGUCCUUGUUAAACCGGGAAAGCAGAAGGAGUUUGUCCGUUUUGUUGGGUAGAGAGUGGAGAUUCGCCAGAUGGAUGCUAGGCAACGGCAUUCGAAAUCCGCGCUGUCUGAGCUUCACAAGCGCGCCGGCUCGCUUCCCCCGUCUGCGCGUUCUCCUGAAGCGUUUGACCAGAGCUACGGCUCCGCCAACAACAAUGUCCAGCGAAACGUCAGAAAACUCAAAAACUGGUAAAAGAUUUUGUGGUGUGUUCUGCCGAAUGUUCAGCAGGUCAUCCCUGAUAAAACUGAUCAUAUUUGAGAAACAAAAAACAGGAAAAACAAACAAAAACAGUACAAACACUGAAGAGCAAAGCACAGUAGCUGCCAUCUGCGGCGCCAUCUUGAUUUUAGAAAAAAAAGUGUCCAUAAAACUAGAUGCGGACUAGUGGACGCCGAAUCCUGUUAUUUACACAUGCCAUCUGGCUGUUCUGCGUGUCUGCGUGAAUGAACUGCACAGUUUAACAUGCUACACGCGUGAUGCUUGUGAAUUUGUCUGCGUCUGCGCUUUAUGAGGACAUGAACACAUGAACUUCAUCUCCAGAGUUGCUCUGAGAGUUUAUUUCAGAACAUUUUACUGAGUGAAGCUAACACACUAAAAAUAAGCAUCUUCCGACGACCUGCCAAAAUAAAAGUCCGGUUAACUCGGUAUUUUUAUGUGGACAAAUACUGUAUAUUACUAAUAGUAAAAAAAAAACUAAUUUAGAUAAACUAAAUGCAUCAUGCAUAAGCUGAAGUCAGUUGUUUACCUUUGAAAUUUUUCUUUCUAUUUUUAUGAAUGUUUCUUAUUUAUACAUUUGUAUUAGGCCUAUAUUGCAUUUUGAAUGUAAUAUGGCAAUGGAAUGUACUAAAUGGGUUUAGUUUCCACAGAUAUUAAUGUAUGCAAUAUGUUAAUUUUUCUAAAAAGGAAACAAAUUAGUUGUUCAUUUUAAGAGACCUGUCUUAUUUUCUCUUGUAUAUUUAGUAUUGCUCUUUAAUAAAGAAAAAGUACUUAUUAUCCGAAUACCCGAUUAAUCGAUGGAAAAUCAGUAGAAUACUCUAUUACUAAAAUAAUCGAUAGCUGCAGCCCUAGUAAUAUGCGUGAAAGACAGGUACAGUUGAUACGAGACAUUCUUCCAGGUCUGCUCCCGUUUAGUAAUCACAAGACUUUUAGUCCAAAAAUGUGCAUAUUGUGAGAAAUAUAGAUAUACUGAAACACGUUUACGUCAUAUUUCUUUAGACAGACUGAUGAGUUUUAAGCUCCGUUCAACUAUUAAAAACACUGUUUCUUUCACGUGACAGCUCUUAUGACGGCAGGACUGGUGUCUCCAGGCAGGGUCCUAAAGUACACCCGAUUUCUCACGACACAUGCACACAGAUGAUUUGCUGAUUUGUGUUGCGUUUGUUCUCCUGUCUUCAGUGGCAGAGGAAAUUUUUCCAAAAAAUAACACAAAGAUGACUAUUAUUCGAAAUGUUCAGUAAAUAACCAUAAAUACUUGGUAUUUUAUUUGAUUAUCUAAAAAUAACAUGAGAUAAGAAAUGUUUCAUUAGAAAAAAUACCCCACCUUUAGUUGGGCAUAUUUACACUACAAACCAGAAAUCAGUGAUCUACGCGGGCAAAAAAACAAAGAAAAAUAAACAAAAACGGAAUAAUCGUUCAAUAAUCGUAAUCGAGAGAAAAUGUUCAAUUAAUAGAAACUUUGAUUUUAGGUCAAAUCGCCCAGCCCUAUGGUAAAUGCAAACCUUUUACACAACAGAGAUCUAAAUCGAAUGCUUUAGAGCAGGGGUCUUCAACGUUAUUUGGGGCAAGGACCCCUUAGAUGAGAGAUGCAUGGAGCAGGGACCCCCUUAUACUAAAUGUGUAAACGGAGCUAUUUAAAUAGAAACAACCCUAUUGUCACAGCAAUAUUAUGUUAAGACAUUACAUCUUCUUGAAUCCUUCAGUGCAAGUGCACAAAUCCAGUUAUACAAAUCACAAACUAAGAUACUCGUGCACUCACAUCUUUUGCUACGAUUGCUGCAGUAAAUAUGGUGCAAAACACAUUCACACACCUGCACCAAAAGAAAGCGUUCACAGACGAGUUUAUGUUAAUUCAUGAAGUGAGAGUUGAAUGCUUGUCAAAUAUUUUCUCACAAAUUAAAGGUUUUAUUCUUGGACAUCUUUCCAACUCAAACAGAUGAACAUAACUACAACUGCUUGAAUCUGCUGCUGCGAGUCUCUGACACAAGUUCGCACACUCUCUCAUUUUGCACCACAUAUCGGUGUGAUGUAUGGAGCAAUAGUGAUUUGUGGACUUGCAGAGGCCAAACCAGCUAGUUUUGACGCCCAGCAGUAGGGAUGGGAAUCGCAGGGUACCUCCCGAUACGAUUCGAUAUCGAUAGUAUCACAAUGCGCCGAUUCUGCGAUAAUCGAUAUAUCGCUUGGCAAUUCUAUAAAAAUACAUCACGACAUCUGUAAAUGAAGGGAAAAAAUGAUCUAUUAGAUGAGCAUUUUUAGUGUGUUGCGACUCUCUGUCUUUAGGUUUGUUUAUUCUUGCGCUUGUCUUUGGACUGUGAGGCUCUGGUGACUCCACACGUGUCUGCCAAAACGGGGGUUUGCGGCGCGCGCAGAUACCUGCACCCCUGCAUGAGCACUGCGGGUGGGAGAGAAAGCGCCGGACUGGAGGGAAUCACGAAACUACAGACUGAAAUUUACAUGGAGAUGGCGGGGUUUACGACCUGUACUGCAGCCAGCCACCAGGGGAUGAUCAAAGAGCCCGCAGCUUCACUUUUCAGGACUUGUGAGGCACCCCUGUUUUCGUGAGAUAUUUCUCAAAUGGUGAUGAGCCUGCGGGUUUCAGAGCUGCAGGUUCUUUUGGGUUACGCCGGUCGAAACAAACAUGGACGAAAGCACGAGCUCCUCACCAAAGCCUUACACCUUCUGAAAGCUGGCUGCAGCCCUGCCGUCCAGAUGAAGGUCCAGGAACUCUACAGACGACGCUUUCCCACCAAGCUGGUAUCUCCAGCCGAGCUGGGACUGCCCGGAGUCCACCCCGCCACUGGCUCCCUGCCGCCCGGCUUCACUCAGCUGGGUUUUGAUGGACACAGAGCACCCCAGUCCCCUCUGCUCCCCAUCUCCCUCCUCGGACCCAAACAUGAGCUGGGCCUGCCCCACCUCCCCACCAACCUGCAUCCCGUACACCCUGACGUCAAACUGCAGCGGCUUCCCUUUUACGACGUGCUGGAUGAGCUCAUUAAGCCGACGAGUCUCACUUCAGAUAACAACCAGAGGUUUCAGGAAACGUGUUUUGCCUUUGCAUUGACGCCACAGCAGGUCCAACAAGUCAGCAGCUCGAUGGACAUAUCGGGGACCAAAUGUGACUUUACAGUGCAAGUACAGUUACGGUUUUGUCUAUCAGAGACAAGCUGCCCCCAGGAGGACCACUUUCCCCCUAAUCUUUGUGUUAAAGUCAACGGAAAACCAUGUAAUCUCCCAGGAUAUCUCCCUCCUACCAAAAAUGGCGUGGAACCAAAGAGGCCCAGCAGACCCAUCAACUUUACCUCACUGGUCAGACUGGUCACAACAGUCGGCAACACCAUUGUAGUGUCCUGGACCUCCGAAAUUGGACGGAGUUACUCUAUGGCAGUGUACCUGGUCAAACAGCUGUCAUCUACAGUUCUGCUGCAAAGGCUUCGAGCCAAAGGCAUCAGAAACCCAGAUCACUCCAGAGCACUCAUAAAGGAAAAGUUAACAGCAGACCCUGACAGUGAAAUAGCGACCACCAGUUUAAGAGUAUCAUUAUUAUGUCCGCUGGGGAAGAUGCGGCUGAUGAUUCCGUGUCGGGCGCUGACAUGUUCACACUUGCAGUGUUUCGAUGCCACGCUCUACAUCCAGAUGAAUGAAAAGAAACCCACAUGGGUUUGUCCUGUUUGUGACAAAAAAGCACCAUAUGAACACCUCAUCAUUGAUGGGUUGUUUAUGGAGAUUCUGAACAGCUGUUUAGAUUGUGAUGAAAUUCAGUUCAAGGAGGAUGGCAGCUGGGCCCCCAUGAGGUCGAAAAAGGAAGUGCAGGAGGUGUCUGCAUCAUACAAUGGCAUUGAUGGGGGGUGUCGCACAGCGGUACUGGAGCAGAACCCUCAAACAAACGGCAACAGUGGAGGUAAAACAGUAGAGGUGAUUGAUUUGACUCUUGACAGCUCAUCUGAAGAUGAUGAGGAGGAGGAAGAACCCCCACCGAAGAGAAGCUGUCCUUCACUGUCCAGCAUGUCUCCUCAGAUCGAUAUUAAAGGAGUGCUGAAUCUCCACAGACAAGCAUCUCCUGUGAGUCGAACUCCCAGCCAUCCACAAGUGGACACCAAUUACAUUCCCCCACCUCCCCCCUUAAUUCAGGACUACCGCCACUACUACCCCACGCCCACUGAGCUGUCAGAUCUCAACUUUUUUCCUUUUUUACAAGGAGAGAAUCAUCAGCACUACAACAUGGUAAUGGCGGCGGCUGCAUCAGCAUCUGAAGAUCACGACCUCCUCCUGAGUCGUUUUCUGCCGUACGGCUCAUCUCAGCUCUUCCUGGACCCUCCCUCAACGCCGGUCAGCAGCACCCUUCCUCCUAUCAACGUCAACGGCAGCAGCACGGGCAGCCUGGUCUCCUCCAGCAGCCUGCGGGAAAGCUUGGGACACCCACCCGCCCCACAUCCCACCUCUGAAUCAGGUCCCACGUCUGCUAUUUAUGGCCCCAUCCCAGACGUGAUUUCAUUAGACUGACACCGGGACCAGACCAAGAGAAACAGACUGAACAGAUUUCCAAACAUUGGAAAAAUCAGGACAUACAGGAUGACUGAAGGGUGUUUUUCUAAACGAUGAUGAUCGUUGCCGUGUACAGAGAACAAAUAUAUUUUUUGUUUCACUUUUGUAUAUACGUCUAUCUGUCUAGCUAUCUAAUGUAUAUGUACACAUGAAAGAGGUUUUUUCUCGGCUUGCUAAGUCACUUCCGAGUUUUAUCUCCUUUGGAAACUGAAGAUGUUUUUUCCUCACAGCUCUUUGACGUACAAUGGAAACAUUUUAUAUCCCCAUCCUAUUCUGUAUUCUAUAUAAUGUCUGAUUCCACAGGGCACAAUGGCUGUGAUGGUGGAGCGCCACCAUGAUUCUUGGGGCUUUUUUGUCUCAGCAAAACUUGACGUGUCUUUGCCAGUCCACACCAUGUUGAACCUCCAUUGCUGAUGACUGCGUGUUUCUUCUAAACAUGGAGGAUUUUCGUAUGUAGUGCUUUUAAGUUACAUGAGGUAGAUGAACUGUUAAGAAGCAUUCCUUCACCGUCAAGCUGCCAACUGGAAGUAAAAGCGUCGUCACGGAUUGCCAAUUUCUGACCUCAUUAUUCAUACCUGAUAUGUAAUUCAUGACUUUAAAGCUUGUAAAAACAUUUGCAUCCACAUUGUUCAUAUUUUUCUUGCUCGAUGCCAAAAGAACACUGUGUAGUGUUGAAGUUUUUAGAGUGAGAGCAUGUGAGUUCAGUGAACUUAAACGUACACCAUGUAUGGAAAGUAAGCAUUUACUCUUUCUUUGUGGCUAUGCUUGAUUGUUCGUUCUCUCCUCCCCCAUACAAACAUUUUUCAUGGGAUGGUUCAGCAGUGGCUUAGAUAGUGAGGUGUUGGCAUGUAUUCUGAGCUUGCUCAAAGAUGUUUAAAGAUAUGGUGACAAGGGUCUGUCUCAAAGUGUCUGUACUUUCAUUAUCAUCAGAGUUCAUAUUAUUCUCCGAUCCCAUUUCAUAUUCAAUUGUUGUCUAAUGAGUCAUUUGUUGUUUGGUACUGUGUGUAUUGUCUCUGAGCAGGAGGUCCUAAAGCCACUAUUUCUUCUACUGUUCUGUCACGUGUGCCUUGUUUGUGUUUUGCGUGUGAAAGACUGGGUCUUGGCAGCCACGUAAAGGUCUCCCGUUUCACGGAUUCAGUGUUUGUAAACAACAAAUCUGACUAAGUAGCCAAGGUUGGAUAUGUCUGUCAUGUGCUGCUAGAGGUUAAUAGAGAGGUCGUUUGUCAACCUUUUCCUCAAAAAGUGAAGUAUUUGAGAAAUUUAGGAAGGAAGAUGUAGUAUGUUGAAAAUGAAGUAAUGUGUUGGGAAAAAACUCUAAAGAGUUUUACUAGGCAUAUCUUUUUAUUUCUAUUUUGUGAAACAAGCUAGCGUUUGUGUGUGUGUGUGUGUGUGUGUGUGUGUGUAGCACUAAGCCGCUGUGGCGCUCUCAAGGUCCACAUGCUGACCCGACAUCCUCUCAAUAAUUAGGUUUGUGAUGGGGAUAAUUGCUUGUGACAAAAUCUAGCCGUCACGUUUUGUGUUGUUUGACAGGCUGAUAAGUCUCUUUUUCCAUUCCCCUCUAAACCUCCUCUCAAACCAGAAAGUGUUAGAUAUGCUUAGCUUGUAUAUCAGUUGAUUGUCUCUUGCCACUGGUUUGAAAUGUAAUUGGUCAAGUCAUUAACAAGAUAGCAGCUAUGGAGACAAAAUACAGAUGCUGCAAAAUUCCCGUGAACAAACUGACCGUUAUUGUUUGAUCCUAACAGUGUUAAUUGACGACUCUAUUUUAAAAAGUAAAUGUUAAGAUGGACAGUUCUCUUCCUUUAAUGUAUAAGUUGGAUAUGACAUUAUGUAAUUGACAAGGUUUGAUACCAUGGUUACCAUGUAACAGUCUGGGUUCAAUUACAUUAAAGAACAUAUAAUAGUUUUCAUUAAUUGGCAUUGUUGAAUAAAGGAAGGGUUAUGUGUGUGUAUGAAUGUGUGUUUGACAGUGUGUGCACAUGUUUUUGUUUAUGAUGUACGGCAAACAACUUGGAUGUUCUAGUGAUGUGCAUUUAUGUGUUGAAGUGGAAUCCGCAACAUCACAAUGCACUCUUAAAAAAAGGUGCUUCAAAAGGUUCUUCGAUGCCAUAGAAGAACCUUUUGGUUCCAUAAAGAACCUUAAACAUCAUUCUGUUUCACAAAAGGUUAUUUGUGGCGAAAAAAGGUUAUUCGGAUUAUAAAAAAGUAAUAAAGAGUUGGUUCUUUAAAGAACCUUUGGCUGAAUGGUUCUUUGUGGAGCCAAAAAUGGUUCUUCUGUGGUAUCGCUGUGAAGAACCUUUUAAGCACCUUUAUUUUUAAGAGUGUAUUUUUGACGCAGAACUGUGCUACAAGUGGACUUGGUGUCCAGUUUUCUUUUCCAUUUCUGUAAGCUGACAUCUAUGCUCACUGCCUUAAAUUUAAUCCACUCUGUGUCUGUGGCAUGUUUUAUGAGAGAGAGAGGAAAAAAGAUUUUUAAGAUGUGGAAGACAUAUUGUACAGUAGACCAAUGUCAGUUUGUAUAAAGUACUAAGUGAAAAAAAAUAUUUAUUACAUGCAUUGAAAGAAUUUGUUUACCUAUUGAAUGUUACAUGUUUAUGUAGAGACAUUUAGAUGUAAUAAAAUGCAUUGAGUUAACGGUGGCCUUAUUUUUUAUUU